Molecule: messenger RNA, 1589 nt
Organism: Moneuplotes crassus
Lineage: Eukaryota; Ciliophora; Spirotrichea; Euplotida; Euplotidae
Source: the annotation of a GenBank genome assembly
AAAUCUGGAAUUAAUAAAAUAUGGAGUAUAUACAGUGCCAAAGCAAUAAAUGCACUGAGAAAGCAGUGUCCUAUAUUAAGAAGAAGAAAAUAUAUGCUUGUUCUUAUCACAAAGCAACCAAAUAUUCACGCUAUGAAGCAGAACAUUUGGUGUCCCCUUACACACUCAAGACUAAGAUAGAAGAAAUAGAAGCAUUGAGAAAGAAUUUCAUUGACAUAGUACAUAAAGUUCACACCCAAAAAGUCUCUGAAGAUCAUGCUAGCCUCAGCGAAACUGUAAAAACUGAGCUUGAGAACAUCCUUGAAACGAUGACCAAAGCUAUUGAAGAUAGAGAACCUUUCAGAUUUGGUUUGCUACUCCAACAAACUCAUAGCAUUGAAAAGAAGCUGACAGAUGAUCCACUCUACAUGGACAUCAUCGAAGCUGGAGAAAAAGAUUUGACUCAGACUCAAAAUACUGAUUUUACAGAAAUGUUGCCUUAUGAAGAGAGCAAAAGCCUGAACCCCAUCGAUGAUGAGCACAAACAGCAUUUAUAGAGAUCGAGAGCAAGCAUUUGCAAGAAAUACAAGAUAUUAAGAAAAGAGCUGAGGAAGAAAUAGAAGAGCUGAAGAUAGCUGUUGAAGAAGAAAGAUUCAGAAGGGAGCAAGCUGAAGAUACUUUCAAAGAGUAUGAGACAAGAGUUGAAACUUUGGAGAAAGAAAACAAUAAGCUUCAAACAAUAGUGGAAGAACAAGAUGGUAAAAUUUCAAAACUCAGUGAAGAAAAUAAGCAAAUUAUGCUUGAAAACGAGGAAUUAACUAAAAUUUUGCAAGAAGGCGGAUCUAUCCCAAUACCUUUAGACCCACGUGAAGACCCAACGACUGACGAAUACUUUGAUGCUAUGUACCAGAAAAUUAAAGUUGGCGAAAAUAAGAGGUUUGAUCCUAAAGAUCUUGUUAAAAUCGAGCUCUCUGAUGAAAAGCACUGCGAAUUCUUAGAAAAUCUUAACAGAAAAUUGCCUAAUAUGGACACUCUGAGACUCUGUGAGCUUCCUGAGGAAAACAAAGAUGUGUGCCGCUUGUUGUCAGAAAGUCUUCCAGAGAAAAUUAGAAGACUAGAUGUUAAUCUUUCCUCCGAGAUGAACAGAUCUAUCACCAACUAUAUAGAUUCCAUAGAGAAGGCGAGUCUCACAGUUCGCUUGUUCUUGUAUUACCACCACCUUGAGUUGGACCAGUCUACCAUGAUCAAACUAUUGACAAUAUCAAAGAAUAAGAGAGGCACAGGAUUUCUUGAAUGUAAACUAGAUCUGUCAACUGUUCCUAACUUCGAUGGAGCUCUCGAAGGAAGCGGUGUGACCGUGAUUGUAUUAGACGGAUGUUUCCAAAACCCUUUGGAUAAGUCUGAACCAAAUAAAGAGCACUUUGAAAACCUACUUGAGGGUUUAUCAAAAGAAUCAGACUUUAGAAACAACCUAAGAGAGAUUCAUGUUGGGAAAAACAAUAUGAAGAAGACUUAUGUCGAAGAGGUGCUCAAUAAGUACGAGUUUGGAAGAAUCACAAUCUACCAAGCUCUCGAUUAACUGGAAUGUUGACCAAUGAAAUUUAUGCGCA